Messenger RNA from Adineta steineri, 630 nucleotides. NCBI's taxonomy places the organism in Eukaryota, Metazoa, Rotifera, Eurotatoria, Adinetida, Adinetidae. The record is from the annotation of a GenBank genome assembly.
AUGUUUAAACAAAAUAAAAAUCACUCACAUAUGGUGAAUUUUGCUAAAAAUAUAGCAAUUGGUAGCACAGCUGGUGUAUUAUCAUUAUGUUUUGUUUACCCACUUGAUUAUGCUCGUACACGUUUGGCUAAUGAUGUUAUAAGUACAAAGAAGGGAGGUGGUAAACGUAAAUACAAGGGUCCUGUUGAUGUCUAUAAAAAAACAUUGGCGACCGAUGGUAUUGCCGGUCUUUAUCGUGGCUUUGUUAUUUCAUGUGUUGAGACGAGUAUUUAUUGUGGAUGCGUUUUUGGUUUUUAUGAUACAUUUAAACCAAUUUUAGUUGGUCCUAAUGAUAAUAUUACGCUUUUAUUUUCACUUUAUUUUGGUAUCAUAGUUACAUCUUACUUUAUUUCAUAUCCAGUUGAUACUAUUCGACGACGUAUGAUGAUGACAUCAGGUGAAGCAGUUAAAUAUAAAGGUUCAAUGAAUUGUAUGUUCCAAAUUUUACGAACUGAAGGUGUUAUGGCUUUCUAUAAAGGAGCUAGUAUCAAUAUUCUUCGAGGUCUGGCUAGUGCUAGUGUCAUACUUGCAUUAAAAAGAUUGGGACAAUCUCAUGCUGGCAUUAAAGCUGAUCCAAGUGCUAGUGAUUAA